AUGGCUUCUGCUCCAACAUUAGCUUCAUCCACCAAAGAGACCACUAAUUACGCAAGGUUAUGUCGCCUUUUAGUAGAUGGAGGCACCAAGGCCUUAAGAUACACUUUUGACAAAUUCCACUCCCCAGCAAACCUGUCUACUAUAUUGAAAGCAAACCAUUCAACUCUGCAAUCCCUUAAAAAUAAGAAAAUCAUCAAUGCCACACAGUGGGGUAAACUGUAUCCCUCUACUGCAUUGUCUGUAACAUCAGAAGACUUUGACAUCACGUUACUGAUUGUGCUACUUAGGAACAUCUGUCAUCUGGCGGCUCCGGCCACAGGCUGGGACGGUCUUCCACCUGUUUCAGACACGGGUAUUGAGGCUAACCUAGCCAGAGUGAAGUACUAUAGGAACUCGGUCUAUGGGCAUGCCAUGCAGGCGUCUGUGGACGAUCCAACAUUUAAUUAUUUUUGGCAGGACAUAAGUGCCGCACUGAUUGCACUGGGUGUAGAUGCAGCCGCUAUCAAAAAACUAGAGACUGAGACUAUGGAUCCAGACACGAAGAAGCAUUACCAGGAGCUGUUAAAGGAAUGGAAGAAGGACGAAGACAACAUCAAAGACCAGCUAGAUAAAAUGAAGGGUAUAGAUGAAUAUUGUUUAGUGCCUUUGAGAAAUAAGUGUCCUUUUCUGACCUUAAUAGGGUGUAGUUGCGGUUCAACUGAAAUUUUUGAAUUGGCCAAAAUUAACUUCUGCUUCCAAAGAUCGUGAACACAUUUGGAAAAGAAUAAACUGACAUCCGAUAUAGCAAUAUAUGUACUUGGUUAUUCAUUAAUAAACAGAAUGUGUUAGAAAAAGAGUGGCAAGCGAAUGGCAGACGAGUUAGUUAUUAUCUCAGUUGACGAGUUCGACACUGAUGGUAACUUAAUUUUUUUUUCUCCUGGUAAAAUCAUAGGUAAUCUUGAGCACAUGAAAAGUGAAAUGGAAAAGAUGAGUGAGACGCUGAAGGCUAUGAAUAAUUCUGCGACAGAGUAUGGAGGUCAGUUUCAAAAAAGGAAACCAUGCAAGAUUUAUGAAUUCUUUGAGUCAAGCUAACUUUUAACCAUAUUUAAACAAACUGAAUAUCAAAUUUUCAAGACCUUGUAAGGUCGGAGUGAUAAACAAAACUAUACUUUUUCUCUUAAUAUAAAUCAUAAAACACAUGAUAAGCAAAUAGACAAUAUUAGCGAUCAAGAAGGCCGAGGAACGCCGAGGGAUCAGUUCCCGAUGUUUGAUUCCAAAUUCCGUAACUUGGGCACCCUUUCUUUUAAUUACUAUAUGUAUUGCUAUAUUGCUAUGAAAUUUUUUCCAAUCAGCUUUUAUUGAUCACGUGUAUGGAGAAGACUGUCACUUACAAGGUUAAAUUAUUCUUUGAACAAACAUAACUUUAUCUUAUCGUCUAUAAAGGGUGUGUGAUGAAAGUCUAAUUUUGCUUUGUGUAUUCGUCUCACUAACAGAUGGAACAAGAGAAGAUUUAAAGAAGAUAAAAAGCGGGAUAGAAAACAUCAGUGAGACACUGCAGACCUUAAAGGUCUCUCCGACCAAAGAGGAAGGUCAGUUUCCCCAAACUGUAGCCAUAAAAGAAUCCCCCUUAGAUGGCUCUUUAAAGCCAUUAUUGCUGAUCGAUCAGUAGGCAUGUUUCUUACAAAUGUCUCUUGGGUCCCAAAAGAACAGCUUCAUAUCCACAAGAGGGACCAAAGUGCUGCAACUUAUGUAUUUGCCUUCAAUAAUUCUCUCAGUGGGUAGGAUGAAGGAUGACAUGAACACUCUUUUCCUGUAGGAUGGUGGCGUUGGAACCGCCUAGUAGCAUGGGGGCCAUCUUGGUUUCAAUACCGAGUAGUCACCCACCUUUUUUGUAAUGUUCAGCCAGUGUUUUUAUUUUGCAACAGUUUUUUUAUUUUCAUCAUGUCCCUUGGGGAUAUGUAUUAGCCCCAGAUUAAAAAAUAGAUGCCGACCUUUCAAACUCUACAACCACACGGGACUGUGAGUCCUCAAAUACCCUUACUUUUUUAAAAGGACAAUAAAUUCACAAAGCAGUGGUCCAUUUGCCCUGCUUCUCGCAAAUUACAGUGAUCUGCUAAAAGACUGUUCUUAAAUAAAAAAGAGGGGCUUAAGCAUCUUCCGUUUACUUAUUGAAGGUUCCCCGUGCCGCUAGUUUGAAAUGUUUGUCGCUUGCUUUUAAGGCGGUGCACAUGGCUAGGGUAGUUAAUAAAUAAAUGGCCUUCUCCUUGCAUAGUUAUAUUGGUAGUUCUAUUCGUUUGCGUUACGGACUUGGAAAGUAGCAAACCGAGCUGUUUUAGACAACUAUUUAAAACAAAGUUGGUUCUCAUUUGUUCUCAACAGCUGGUUUGGUGGCCGAGCAUAUUGAAAUCAUUCGCCAGAAGUACAAACGUCAUGAGGGAUGGCUCGCGCCUUUUUCUUGGUGCGAAGACUUUCACUUUCAACUCAGCGAUAUUUAUACACGCCUUCGUAUGGUCAGCAGAGAGAAAAAGGCGAGAGCAACAGCGCAGCAAAGAGUUGUUGAAACGACGGAAAUCUUCAAACCCCACGAAGAAUGCAAACAACCUAGAAAAGUAUUGAUUGAAGGAAACCCAGGAAUGGGAAAGACGACAUACUGCAAUAAGGUUGCUUACGACUGGGCUAUAAACAUAGAAAACGAAGGAGAUUGCUUUCCAGAAUUUGAAAUGGUACUCUUGCUGAAAUGCCGUGAUGUCGAGAUCGAGUCCGACCUUUGGGGAGCCAUUGACGAUCAGCUUUUGCCAGCUGAAAUUAAUCAAAAGGAAAGGGAGAAAUUCUUCGAGUUCAUUCGGCAAAAUCAAUCAAAGGUUCUACUGGUACUUGACGGAUUGGACGAGUUACCUUCAAGUAAACGGCCGGAGUUUACCGACAUCAUACGAGGCAAAAUGCUUCCUCAAUGUCACCUGGUGGUUACAGCGCGACACGAGGCUGGAAUACCCGUAAGAAAAGUUUGUGACACCCUUCUAGAGAUAGAAGGUUUCAGUUAUCAAGAUAUCAAAGAAUUUAUUCACAAAUAUUUUGUCGCCAAGAAAGAACUGGCUGAAAGACUAUUGGAAAAAAUACAUAAUGAGAAAAUACUCAGAGAUUUGGCGGCAACCCCUUUAAACACUGCACUUCUUUGCCUUCUUUGUGAAGACUUUCAAGGUAUUUUUCCUGAAAGCAGAACUCAAUUGUACUUGGAAAUAGCACAUUGUGUUCUUAUUAGAUACAGGAAAAAGAAAGGUCUUCCAGUCGAAAAUGAGGAUCUGAUUGAAAUCUACAAAGAUCAGUUGAAACUCCUUGGCUCGAUAGCGUUAGACGGCCUGUAUGAGGACAACAUGUACUUUGGGGACAAAAGGCUUUCAAGUGAAAAUGCCGACUUACCUGAAUUUGGCUUUCUGUCAGCUCAACCUGGAAGCAGCAAACGAAGGCCGUGUCUGUGCUACGGCUUCACGCAUAAGAGUUUUCAAGAAUUCUUCGCAGGAUAUCAUCUUUGUUGCCAGCUUCUUAGCGAACAACUCAGUCCCUUUGUAUUAGUCAGUGACACAAGAUAUUUCCGAGAGUUGAGAGAGGUAUUAAAAUUUACCUGUGGUCUGCUAGCAGUAAGAUCUGAAGAGCGUGCAAUAUCCUUUAUCCUCUGCAUAGCGGAAGAGGUAAACGAGGAAGAUGUGAGAGUGGGUUUACCUGUCGCACUGGAGUGCAUAAAAGAAUGCAAAAGUGAAAACAGUUAUUUUCAUAUAGAACUGGCACGUUACUUUGGCGCAUGUCUAGAAAUUCGAGAGGCUGAUCUUGACGAGGAUCGUAUAGAAGGGGAAGGUAUAGGUGAUUCUGCUGCUGCUGUGCUUGCUACUGCGCUUGAAACGAACACAACUCUGACAAAUUUGAAUUUGUCUGGAAAUAACCUUGGUCCUUCAGGUGCUGAGUCACUUGCUACAGCGCUUAAAAGGAACACAACUCUGACAAAUUUGAAUUUGUCUGGAAAUAACCUUGGUCCUGCCGGUGCUGGGUCACUUGCUACAGCGCUUAAAAGGAACACAAUUCUGACAAAUUUGGAUUUUUCUGGCAACAACAUUGGUCCUUUUGGUGCUGAGUCACUUGCUACAGCGCUUAAAACAAACACAACUCUGACAAAUUUGAAUAUGUCUGUCAAUAACCUUGGUCUUGCUGGUGCAGAGUCACUUGCUACCGUGCUUAAAACGAACACAACUCUGACAAAUUUGGAUUUGUCUGGCAAUAACCUUGGUCCUGCUGGUACUGAGUCACUUGCUACAGCGCUUCAAAAAAACAAAACUCUGACAAAUUUGAAUUUGUCUGUCAAUAACCUUGGUCCUGCUGGUGCUGAAUCACUUGCUAAAGCGCUUAAAACAAAUACUACUCUGACAAAUUUGGAUUUGAUGCGUAAUAACCUUGGUUCUGCCGUUGCUGAGUCUCUUGCUACAGCGCUUAAAACAAACACAUCGCUGACACAUUUGGGUUUGGCUGACAAUAACCUUGGUCCUGCCGAUGCUGCGUCACUUACUACAGCGCUUAAAACAAACACAACUCUGACAAAUUUGGAUUUGUCUGUCAAUAACCUUGGUCCUGCUGAUGCUGAGUCACUUGCUAAAACGCUCAAAACAAACCGAAACUCUGACAAAUUUGGAUUUGUCUGUCAAUAA
Molecule: messenger RNA, 4670 nt
Organism: Porites lobata
Lineage: Eukaryota; Metazoa; Cnidaria; Anthozoa; Scleractinia; Poritidae
Source: the annotation of a GenBank genome assembly